Messenger RNA from Macrobrachium nipponense, 1800 nucleotides. RefSeq names its product pancreatic lipase-related protein 2-like. Lineage: Eukaryota; Metazoa; Arthropoda; Malacostraca; Decapoda; Palaemonidae. The transcript is spliced from 8 exons. The record is from RefSeq and is a predicted model, not a curated record. Gene Ontology annotation, molecular function: protein binding; triacylglycerol lipase activity. Gene Ontology annotation, biological process: lipid catabolic process. The coding region runs from base 90 to 1676 and encodes 528 amino acids.
GGCUGGAAAAAAGCAUAAACAAGAGUGAAGUUUGACAAACUCGUUGCCGUCUGGACGAAGGCAGAGAGUAAACACACGUCCCUUCUAAAAUGAAGUUAUCGCUAACAUUAGCAGCUGCCCUUAUGGCAGCACUCAUGGGACUGACAUCAUCUGCCGUUGUUCCACAAUGGAGAGCGCACAAGGGCCUGAACUUGGAGUGGAAUUCUGGGACAGAAAAGAAAUGGUGCGACGAUGUCUUGGGUUGUCUAACACUCAACGAUGACUGGUAUUGGCCAUCUAGGCCUAUCAACGUCCUACCCGACUCAAGACGAAAAAUCAACACGAGGUUUAUCCUUCACACGAGAGAGGAACGAGGGGAAAAUAAGAACAUCUUCAUCUCGGCAAACAAGACGUCCGUCGACGCGUCGACAUUCGACCUGUCGAAACCCAUCAAAUUCAUCACCCACGGUUUCAUCGACACCGGAUUCUGCCACUGGCUGACGGACUUGGCCAACGCCUUCCUCGACUACGGAGACUACAACGUAAUUCGCGUGGACUGGGGAGGCGGCUCCCUCCCCAUGUACUUCUCGGCCACAGCCAACACCCGCGUCGUCGGCCUGGAGAUCGCCCACCUAGUCAACUUCCUCGUCGACAACUACGGCGUCGAUCCUGCCGGCGUCCACCUCCUGGGGCACUCCCUCGGCGCCCACGCGUCCGGAUACGCCGGCGAGAGGAUCGCCGGUCUAGGCCGGAUCACCGGCCUCGAUCCGGCCGGACCGUACUUCACGAACACGCCUGCGCACAUCCGCAUCGACCACACGGACGCCCUCUUCGUCGAUAACAUCCACUCGGACGCAGAUACCAUCCUCCUGCUGGGGUACGGGACGGAGGAACCCAUGGGCAACGUGGAUUUCUACCCGAAUUCCGGGCAUGGCCAGCCGGGGUGCGAUCCCGUGGCCGUUGCCUUGGAGAUUAUCAAGGAUCUCUCCGACGGCGUUAGGGACUUGGUGGCCUGUAGCCACCAGAGGGCGAUCUUCCUGUUCGCCGAUUCCCUGAAGAAGGAGACUACCUGUCCUUACCUGGCCAGGGAAUGCAUAGACUACGCGUCUUUUGAAACCGGACGCUGUGCCACAUGCGGGCACGACAGUGCCAAAUGUGCCCGUAUGGGCAUCCACGCUGACGAAUACCCUUACAAGGACCGUACUAACGUGAAGAUGUACUUCGAUACUGCUGGUGCUCCGCCCUAUUGUUAUUACCACUACCAGAUUGUGGUUGACACGGCUCACCCCCACAAAGCCGAGAAUUGGGUGCAAGGAAACCUCAGAAUUUGGUUGUACGGAGAAAACGGUGAAGUCAUAGAAAACGUGAAGCUGACCAAGGAACACGAGCGAUUCGACCACGGCCAGCCCAAAUACUUCAUGCUCAAGAGUCCCAUUGACCUGUCCCGGGUCAUCAGACUGGAGGUCAGGUGGAGUUACGACUCGACUUUGACCCACCCGGGAUCCUACUGCUGGAUGCUCCUGUGCAAUCGCUCCCUGUACCUGAGAUCCGUCAGGAUUUCGCCUAUGGAUUAUUACCCGGAGGAGAAUCGGCUGGGCCACGAAAGCACUCUGUGUAGGGUGGGUCGUGUCACAGAGGUCAAAUCGGGCCAUACGCAAGUUCUGACUAGUGAUGGUGAUUGCGUCUAUACCCCUUGAUGUGCAUAGCCGUUACUCAGUUGUUUACAAAGAGAGGGAUGAACAGGAUUUCAAAGGAGUGCUUUUGAUUUUAUUUGGAAUUUUUCGUAUUGUGAUGGAACCGCUCUUGAAAAUGAGUGAUUUA